AUGAAUCAGGGCAUACAGUUUGACUUCAAGCACACAUACCGAUGGAAAGGACAAACCACAUUCGCGAAAAUAAGUAGAAGUAAUUCAUUCUACUUUGGUUUCGAAGUAAGGCGGUGUAACAUAGUUUUAGCGCUCGAAGCGAAAAAGCUGGGAGUACAAGUGCUGAAAAGGCCAAGUUGGAGGAAGAAGCUAGCAGAUGGAAGCUUUGAAAUCCUCGCAGACGUGCUUGAUGAAUACCGCCGUUACAAUGCAGAACUUAAUGUGCUCGCAUAUUGCUCGCAGUUUAUUCCGUUGGAAGUGACGGAUGCGCCGCGGUACAAAUCGAUCGUCUAUCAUCCGUCGUUGCUACCUGCCCAUCGGUGCCUCCUUAUCUUACUUGUGUUUCUACAUCUACGUUAG
Molecule: messenger RNA, 399 nt
Organism: Gongylonema pulchrum
Lineage: Eukaryota; Metazoa; Nematoda; Chromadorea; Rhabditida; Gongylonematidae
Source: the annotation of a GenBank genome assembly